Brettanomyces bruxellensis is the source of this 1602-nucleotide messenger RNA. RefSeq lists its product as uncharacterized. Gene Ontology annotation, biological process: protein folding. The transcript has a single exon. Gene Ontology annotation, cellular component: nucleus; cytosol. Lineage: Eukaryota; Fungi; Ascomycota; Pichiomycetes; Pichiales; Pichiaceae. Gene Ontology annotation, molecular function: ATP binding; ATP-dependent protein folding chaperone. The record is from RefSeq and is a predicted model, not a curated record. Bases 1 to 1602 code for a protein of 533 amino acids.
AUGGCAGCCGUCGGAAUUGCUUUUGGUAACACGACAACAUCGAUCGCUUACGUCAGAGAAGACGGAAAGUUGGAAGUUAUCGCCGAUCCAGAUGGAGACAGAUUCAUCGCUUCAGCUUUAUCAUAUCUUGGACAGGAUGAGUAUCAUGGAUCUCAGGCUAUUGGCCAACUUAUCAGAAAUGCUGAGAAUACCAUAGUGAACUUCAGAGAUUUCAUUGGUGUUCCAUUCGAGAAGAUUGACACUACAUACUCACAGCACUCAGCCAAACCAAUAAAUGUUGAUGGAAAGGUCGGAUACGAGAUCAAUGGAAACAAGAUUACCGUUGAAGAAGUCACAAAGAGACACUUGAAAAAGAUUGCAAAGGAUGCAGAGGAUUACUUGGGUGAAAAGAUUGAGGAUGUUGUCUUGUCUGUCCCAGAGAACUUCACCGAAGAGCAGAAGGCUCUUUUGAUCAAUCUUGCAAAACAGUCUGGUUUGAACAUUAGACAGACGAUAAGCGAGCCAAGUGCUGCUUUAUUGUCACAUUUGACCUCCGAGAAGGAGCUCAACAAUGAUAAGGUCUACGUUGUUGCCGACUUUGGUGGUAUCAGAUCCGAUGUCUCUGUUAUUGCUGUUAGAGGAGGAAUCUUCACACUUUUAUCAAGUGCACAUACCUACGAGUUAGGUGGAAACAAGCUUGACCUCGCAUUGAUGGAUUUCGUUGCCAAAGACUUCAAGAGUAAGUACAAGGUGGACGCUCUUGGUACUAAGAAGUCGUGGGCUAAAUUAAACUCUGCUUCUAUCAUCAGCAAAAAGACACUCUCAAACGUUGAGUCCGCUCCUAUAUCCGUUGAUGCCUUGGCUGAGGGUUUCGACUACAACAACACCAUAAAUAGAAUGAGAUUCGAGGUUGUUGGUCGCCAGGUUUUCUCCAAGAUGGCAGCUUUUAUUGAAGAUGCUAUCAAGAAGGCCGGCUUGGAAACAUUAGAUAUUGACUCUGUUCUUCUUGCUGGUGGUAGUUCAAACGUUCCAAAGAUUGCCAGAAACUUGGAGUUCAUUUUCCCUGAGAGCACCAAGAUUAUUGCUCCAUCUCUGGACUCAAAGCUUCCUAAUCCAAACGAGUUGAACAGUAGGGGUGCUGCAUUGCAGGCUUAUCUAAUAUCCACCUUCGAUGACGACGUUAUUAAGCAAUCAUUGAGUGCGGAUGUUGUUGAGACCAAGCAAUUGAGCAAGCCAAUAGGGCUUAAGGGUGCUGAUGGUGAAUUCAUCACUGUUCUGCCUCGCAACACGGUGUAUCCAAUCAAGAGAGUUAUCUCUUUGGAGGCAUCUGCAGAUGAUGUGUUUAUUGAACUCUACGAGGGUGAGAGAACCAUAAAGGAGACAGUUGAGGAGCCGGAAGAAGAAUCUGAGGAUGAAGAUGAAGAGGAUGAUGAUUCUGAGGAUGAGCCAGAUAUCAUUAGAGAGGUUGUUUACAAACCAUCAAAGCUUUUGGCCCAACUUGCACUUAGAGGCGCUGGUAAAGGUGCAAAGGUUGAAGUUGUGGUCAACAUCAGAAAGGAGGGAAAGAUUCAGUUGGCUGCAAGAAGUGGUAAAGUUGCCUCCAAAGGUGUCAUUGAAGCUUAA